Molecule: messenger RNA, 2493 nt
Organism: Arabidopsis arenosa
Lineage: Eukaryota; Viridiplantae; Streptophyta; Magnoliopsida; Brassicales; Brassicaceae
Source: the annotation of a GenBank genome assembly
GCUUUGGUUGCUCUGUGUUACCUUGAGCAGUUUAAAUUAGUGAAGAAGCUUCUCUCGCUAUACUGUUUGUUGUUUAAUUGAUGUUGAAUCUAAGGGUUAAUCGGCUUCUUCGCAGACCCUUAUUCCGAUUUUCACCUUGCUCAAUUUCUUACGGCGAAGCGGAUGAUGCAUCUUUCUCGACAUCUUCGUCGAAAAAUCCUGGCUUUAUUCAUGGUCAGGAGAUACAAGGAGAUUCUAGUCAGGAAGAUGACCACUUAGGAGAGUUCAGGCAAUUGGGUUUCGGAAAGUCAUCAGCUUUAAAUGCUAGGAGCGUUGGUGAUGCUGAAUUUGGACAAAUUCGAAACCCUAAGUUCAAUAGGUUUGAUGAGAUAAAUGAAUUGGGAGAAGAUGAUGAUGAUGAUGAAGAAGGAAAUGUAACAAGUGGGGACGAAUGUGAUGAUGAUGAUGAUUUUGUUGUUCUAAGAUCGGUUGGGAAGAUCCCACAAUCGAGAGAAGACGUUGGUAGAUUCGAUGUCGAAGAGGAUGAAUCUAGGCAUCCUUUGGUGAGAGAGAUAGGUAGAUUGAUUGGCCUCAGGUCAUCUUGGAACCCAAAGUAUGAAGGUCAGAUGAGGAAUCUUCUUAGGAGUCUUAAACCAUCACAAGUCUGCGCUGUUUUACGCUCACAAGACGAUGAACGGGUUGCUCUUAAGUUCUUCUACUGGGCGGAUCGUCAAUGGCGGUAUCGCCAUGACCCUAUGGUGUAUUACUCGAUGCUUGAGGUUCUUAGUAAGACUAAACUGUGUCAAGGUGCUAGGAGAGUUCUCGUUCUGAUGAAGCGUAGAGGUAUAUAUCGAACCCCUGAAGCGUUUUCGCGUGUAAUGGUAUCAUAUAGUAGGGCAGGUCAGCUGAGAGAUGCAUUGAAAGUGUUGACUCUUAUGCAAAGAGCUGGAGUUGAACCUAACUUGUUGAUUUGCAAUACAACUAUUGAUGUUUUCGUGAGAGCGAAUAGGUUGGAGAAAGCUUUACGGUUUCUAGAACGUAUGCAGGUUGUUGAAAAACGGGUUGUGGAAGUGAGAGACUUGAUGAAGAAAAUGGCGAAAGAGCAUGGUUUGGUGCCAGAUCAAGUCACCUACAAUACUCUAAUUCAUAUGCUCACAAAACAUGAUCAUGCGGAUGAGGCUCUUUGGUUUCUAAAAGAUGCUGAAGAAAAAGGUUUUCGGAUUGAUAAGGUGGGUUAUAGUGCCAUAGUUCAUGCAUUGUGCAACGAGGGAAGAAUGUCCGAGGCAAAAGAUCUCAUUAACGAAAUGCUGUCAAAGGGGCACUGCCCUCCUGAUGUAGUAACUUAUACUGCAGUUGUCAAUGGCUUCUGCCGUUUGGGUGAGGUGGACAAAGCUAAAAAGCUGCUUCAGAUUAUGCACACUCAUGGAUAUAAACCAAAUACUGUGUCAUACACAGCUCUGUUAAAUGGGUUGUGCCGAACAGGGAAAUCGUUAGAGGCAAGAGAAAUGAUGAACAUGAGCGAAGAGCAAUGGUGGAGUCCAAAUUCUAUCACUUAUAGCGUACUUAUGCAUGGGUUGCGUAAGGAAGGGAAAUUGUCUGAGGCCUGUGAUGUGGUGAGAGAGAUGGUACUAAAAGGUUUUUUCCCAGGCCCAGUUGAAAUUAACUUAUUGCUCCAGAGUCUUUGCCGGGAUGGGAGAACACACGAGGCCAGAAAAUUCAUGGAGGAGUGUCUGAACAAGGGUUGUGCUAUUAAUGUUGUGAAUUUUACUACAGUGAUUCAUGGUUUUUGUCAGAACGAUGAGCUAGAUGCUGCUCUAUCCGUGCUUGAUGACAUGUACCUGAUCAACAAACACGCGGAUGUCUUCACCUAUACUACUUUAGUUGAUGCAUUGGGCAAAAAAGGUAGAAUAGCAGAAGCAACAGAACUUAUGAAGAAGAUGCUUCAUAAAGGAAUUGAUCCUACCCCUGUUACAUACAGAACUGUCAUCCAUCGAUACUGCCAAAUGGGAAAGGUUGAUGAUCUCGUGGCUAUACUAGAGAAGAUGAUAUUGAGGCAGAAAUGCAAGACAAUUUAUAAUCAAGUCAUUGAAAAGCUUUGUGGUCUGGGAAAGCUCGAGGAGGCAGAUAAACUUUUGGGAAAAGUUCUUAGGACAGCUUCAAGAUCUGAUGCUAAGACAUGUUAUGCGCUUAUGGAAGGCUAUCUUAAGAAAGGUGUACCUCUGUCAGCAUAUAAAGUGGCUUGCCGGAUGUUUAACCGCAAUCUGAUACCUGAUGUUAAGAUGUGUGAGAAGCUUAGCAAGAGACUGGUUCUGGAAGGUAAAGUCGACGAGGCAGAUCAGCUAAUGUUACGCUUGGUUGAGCGUGGUCAUAUUUCACCCCAGUCCUUAAAACAGUCGAUGGUCUCGUAAAUACCUGUCUGGAUUUGCUUUCGUAAUUUGUAACCCCAAACUUCUUGGUAAACUGUUUGAGGUUUCAAGCAAAGAGAUUUUGAUUGAAUACAACUCUGUCCAGGUG